AUGUCCGUCCCCAAUCUUCUCGACGCCACUGCCACGCGAGAAUCCCUGGAAUACUUUCUCAACGCCGGCUUCGACGAGGUCGACACGUCCAUCCUCUACGAGAAAGCGGGGACGGAAGCAACUCUAGGCAAGAUCGGUAUGUCCCGGUUCAAGGUCGCGGCGAAGGCCAACCCCUGGCGGAAGGAGGACGGCAGCCAUGACUUCUCCUCGUCCACCUACGGCCUCAGGCCCGGGCUGGUCAAGGAGCAACUCCGCCGGUCCAUCCGAGCGCUGGGGGUGCCGUCGGUGGAGCUUUUUUACCUUCACGCCCCGGACCACAACACGCCCAUCGAAGCGACUCUGAUGGCUGUGCACGAGCUUGGGGAAGAAGGUCUGUUCCAUGAGUGGGGCCUGUCCAACUACGCCGCCGGUGACGUGUUGGACAUCUGGCGCAUCUGCAAGGUGAACGGGUGGCGAACGCCUUCCGUGUAUCAGGGAAUGUACAACGCCGUCACGAGGGACGUGGAGCGGGAGCUGCUGCCAGUCCUCAAGAAGCUCCGGAUGCGUUUUUACGCGUACAACCCCCUCGCUGGCGGUCUGCUAACGGGAAAGCACAAGUUUGAGGAGUCCUCCAAAACGGGUCGCUUCGGCACCAGCACCGCCUGGGGGGCGAUGUACAGGAGCCGGUAUUGGCACAAGUCCUUGUUCGAUCAAAUCGACCAGCUUAAGGUUCUCUGCGACAAGCACAGGACCGACCUUGUGUCGGCUUCUUUCCGGUGGAUGCGUCACCAUUCGAGCCUCAGCGGGGAUCUUGGAGAUGCCGUGAUCAUCUGUGGAUCUUCGGUGGCGCAAGUGAAGAGCAACAUCGACGCCUGCAGCGAUGAGAAACCUCUCCCGAAGCUCCAGGAGCUUGUUGACGGCUUUGAAGCGGCAUGGCAAUCGGCCAAGCUGCACUGCCCACCGUAUGUUCUCAAAGUUGGAGGCACCGCCGAGGGACGGCAAGUGCAGAGCACAGGGUGA
Molecule: messenger RNA, 999 nt
Organism: Ectocarpus siliculosus
Lineage: Eukaryota; Phaeophyceae; Ectocarpales; Ectocarpaceae
Source: the annotation of a GenBank genome assembly